AGGUGAAUGUUCCCUAAAAAUGGCAACGAAAUUAUUAACUUUACUCGUUUCCACUUUUCUGUUACUGUCUUUGAUCAGCAGGAACAUCAACGUGAUUGCAGCAGAGACAGAAACUAAUGCCGUUGACGAUUUGGGCUCAGGAAAUUUGGAUGAUAAAGCUAAUGUAAUUCUUCAAGAUCCUAUUGAUGAGGAAGAAAGUGAAGAAGACAACGAGGAAGCAGACGACGAAAAUGAUAGCGAAAAGAUCGAAAAUAAAAAUAAAGAUAAAAAAGAAACCCGCAAAGAGUCGACAGAGAUAAGUAAAAGUGAAGCAGAUGGCGCAAAAUUGGAGGAAGCUGUAAAUAAAAAAGAACAACUUUAUUCUAAUAAUUCACAAAACAUUUAUUUAGAGGUGGAUAACUCUCAAAACAAAAGAGGCAAAAAUGGCGGCAAUCGCAAAAGAAAACGUAAUAACUUGAAAAAUCGUAAAAGAAAACAAGCAAUUGUCGAAGCCAAUCUCCAAGAGCUUCCCCUGUUGGAAAAUGCGCAAGAGGAAGAAAAGAAUAUUGAAGCUGAACCAACAACGGAGAAUACCGAAGAUUCAGAGACCGGUAGCGAAACUGCGACACAAGAAUUGAAAGACAUUAAACAGGAGUCUGAAGGAAAUAAAAAAGAGAAAAUCCGUGGAUCGACUACUAAGAAACCGAGUGCGAGGAAACCUAAAGCACGACCGGCAAAAUCUGCAAAACGCAGUACCCAAAAAUUCAAGGUCACUGGAAUACCAUUUCCGAAAAAUAACAAAGGUAAAUCGGCAAAUGGUAAAAAGAGGCAAAAGAAGAAGCAGAAGGGACGAGGUAGACGAAGACCGAAGUUCGGAAAGAGCCUCUAAAGGAAGUUAGCAUCUUAAUUAAUUUCUUAUUAAUUAAGUAGAUUUUAUGUUAAUAUUAUUUAUUAUUAU
Bactrocera latifrons is the source of this 937-nucleotide messenger RNA. Its product is annotated as processed variable antigen-like. NCBI's taxonomy places the organism in Eukaryota, Metazoa, Arthropoda, Insecta, Diptera, Tephritidae. Bases 20 to 868 code for a protein of 282 amino acids. The record is from RefSeq and is a predicted model, not a curated record. The transcript is spliced from 2 exons.